UCUCUCUCUCUCUGUAUUGUCAAUUAACAGUCCUUUAAUGGAGAGCCAAAGAGAAACCCCAAUGCACGGCGGUGCCGCCGCCGGCGAGUAGUACUGUUUCCACUGCCCUUGCAAGGCCAUAUAAACCCCAUGCUUCAUCUCGCCCGCAUCCUCCACUCGAGAGGCUUCUCCAUCGCCAUCAUCCACACUCGCUUCAACUCUCCCACCACAUCCAACUGCCCCCAUUUCACCUUCCACCUCAUCGCCGACGGCCUGCUCGAGAGCCACGCUUCCACGGCCGACGUGAUUGCUCUCAUUUCCCAGCUUAACGCUAACUGCGUCUCGCCGUUCAAGGCUUGCUUGGCUGAGCUGCUGGCAUCCGCCGACGAGCCAGUUGCUUGCUUGAUAACAGAUGCCGUAUGGCACUUCUCGCAGUCGGUGGCGGACAGCCUCGGCCUCCCGAGGAUCAUCUUGCGGACCAGCAGCGUCUCCGCCUUUCUUGCCUUCGCUUCCUUGCUGCUUCUGCACGAAAAUGGUUACUUCCCCACGCAAGAUUCACAAGUCGAGGAAGCAUUGGCAGAGCUGCCGCCGCUCAAAAUCAAGGACCUUCCCACAAUCAGCACAAAUAACUCAGAGGAUCUCUACUCCUUCAUCAGAGCCAUGACCUCCCAAGCCAAAGCCUCUUCAGGAAUCAUAUGGAACUCCUUUGAAGAGCUGGAACCACCCGCUAUGACCAAAAUCCGCCGAGACUUUCCGGUGCCCAGUUUCCCCGUCGGCCCCUUCCACAAGUACUUCCCGGCGUCCUCAAGCAGCCUGCUCCCGCAAGACCGAAGCUGCAUUUCGUGGCUAGACACACAACCACCCAAAUCUGUACUCUACGUGAGCUUCGGCAGCAUCGCAGCAAUGGACGAAGGGCAGUUCCUGGAAAUGGCUUGGGGGCUGGAGAGCAGCGCGCAGCCCUUCUUGUGGGUGGUCCGGCCGGGACUGGUCGGCGGCUGGGAAUGGCCGGGGCCGUUGCCUAGCGGAUUCAUGGAGAGGACUCGGGGAAGAGGACACGUGAUGAAGUGGGCGCCGCAGCAAGAAGUGUUGGGCCAUGGAGCCAUAGGAGGGUUCUGGACUCACAGUGGAUGGAACUCUACAAUGGAGAGCAUCUGCGAAGGAGUUCCAAUGAUGUGUUCCCCUUUCUUCGGGGACCAGAUGGCGAAUGCGAGAUACGUGAAAGACGUGUGGAGAAUUGGGUUGGUGGUUGAGCGUGAUGAGAUGAAGAGAGGAGAGGUGGAGGAGACGAUCAGAAGACUCAUGGCGGAGAAGGAAGGGGAGGACAUGAGAGAAAGGGCUCAGUGGCUCAAGGAGAAGGUAGAGCUUUCCCUAAGCCAAGGUGGGUCUUCACACGAUAGCUUGGAGAGCCUGGUGACUUACAUUUUGUCAUUCUAACUAAAAAAAAGAAUAUUUCGUCAACAAAGCAUGAGGGGACAGAAUGGCGGUGAUGCAUGAGGUGAUGGGCGGGAUUGAGGCGGCGGUUGUUCUCUGUUUGCUAUGGUUUCUUUUGUUUGCUUGUUUAUGGGCCUCUUUUGAUGGGCCUUUGUUUUUUGUUUGGUUGGGCCCAUGUUUUAGCUAGUUCUAUUUGGUUUUUGUGGUUUCCCAGCCUUUGUAUGUAUGGGUCUUGUUCUGUAGCUUAAAAGAAAUCUCGCUGUAUUUCGUCCUUGUGAGGAUCUGAUUUCAACAAAAAGAAAAAAAAAAAUACAUUUUAUCUUUCUAGU
This is a messenger RNA of Diospyros lotus (date-plum), 1739 nucleotides long. RefSeq names its product UDP-glycosyltransferase 76B1-like. Gene Ontology annotation, molecular function: UDP-glycosyltransferase activity. The record is from RefSeq and is a predicted model, not a curated record. Bases 130 to 1413 code for a protein of 427 amino acids. Lineage: Eukaryota; Viridiplantae; Streptophyta; Magnoliopsida; Ericales; Ebenaceae. The transcript has 2 exons.